This is a messenger RNA of Limulus polyphemus (Atlantic horseshoe crab), 2666 nucleotides long. It is a transcript of the gene Spt-I, whose product is annotated as serine palmitoyltransferase 1-like. NCBI's taxonomy places the organism in Eukaryota, Metazoa, Arthropoda, Merostomata, Xiphosura, Limulidae. The record is from RefSeq and is a predicted model, not a curated record. The transcript is spliced from 15 exons. Gene Ontology annotation, molecular function: serine C-palmitoyltransferase activity; pyridoxal phosphate binding. Gene Ontology annotation, cellular component: endoplasmic reticulum. Gene Ontology annotation, biological process: ceramide biosynthetic process; sphingosine biosynthetic process. Bases 152 to 1549 code for a protein of 465 amino acids.
CGCCCAUAUCAGGGCGUAUUUGUUUUGAAACUGAUUAGGAGAGUAAGAGAGGUAAUACUAACUUAGCGAACACUAUACUAUAAAUUUGCAAUUACAGUAAUCUUAAAAUUAUACCUACACAGUGUGAGUCAGCUGUAUUAUAAGAGAGACAAUGGAUACCACAUGGGAGCUUUAUGAAAUGUUCCAAGCUUUUCUAAAGGCACCUUCUUAUCAUCUUGCAUUAGAAGCAUUUUUAAUGGUGUGGGUCUUAUGGUUAAUUUUCCACAAGAGUUAUAAACCAGAACGGUUAGAGCUGACGGAAAAGGAAAAAGAAGAACUGAUUGCAGAAUGGAAACCAGAACCUUUAGUUCCAGAUUCAUCUAAAAACCAUUAUGCUUUAAAGCCAAGAGUUGUGUCGGGGGCUUUAGGCAAAAAAAUUACAGUCAAUGGUACAGAAUGUCUGAAUAUGGGCACACACAACUAUCUUGGUUUAAUUGACUCACCAGAAAUAAAGGAAGCAGCAGUUAAGGGACUCAGGAAGUAUGGAGUAGGCUCUUGUGGUCCAAGGGGAUUCUAUGGAACCGUGGAUGUUCAUUUAGAUCUUGAAGCACAGUUGGCUGAAUUCAUGGGUGUUGAGGAAGCUAUAUUAUAUUCUUAUGGAUUUUCAUGUAUGCCAAGUGCCAUUCCAGCUUAUGCUAAACGAGGAGAUGUUAUUUUCUGUGAUGAAGGAGUAUCAUUUCCCAUUCAGAAGGGACUAAGUGCAUCAAGAAGUCAAAUUGUUUUCUUUAAACAUAAUAAUGUGGAGGAUCUGGAGCGCUUGCUCCUGGAGCAGGAUGAUCUAGACAAGAAGAAUCCAAAGAAAGCUAAGGUAACACGAAGAUUUCUUGUUAUUGAAGGUUUGUACAUGAAUUAUGGAGAUGUUUGUCCUCUGAUUGAACUGCUUGAGUUAAAGAAGAGGUUCAAAGUGCGAUUAUUUAUUGAUGAAAGUUGUUCUUUUGGUGUUCUUGGAAAAAAUGGUAGAGGAGUGACAGAACAUUUUAAUAUACCUGUAGAAGAUGUAGAUCUAAUUUCAGCUUGUCUGGAUUAUGCUAUUGGCUCAUAUGGUGGAUUUUGUUGUGGCUCUUCCUAUGUUGUUGAUCACCAGAGACUCUCUGGACUGGGAUACUGUUUUUCGGCUUCUCUGCCACCCCUUCAGUCAAUUGUGGCUAGUGUUGCUAUAGAUGUACUCAAAUCAAAACCAGAAUUAGUAGAAAAACUACAGAAGAAUGCUAGAUUUGCUCAUAAAGAACUCCAAAGGUUAACCAAACUACUUGUCUGUGGUGAUGAAGUGUCUCCAGUGAAGCAUUUACGGUUGGCAGCAGAUCGAGCAGAGGCACAACAACUUCUGGAGCAGAUUGUGGAUCAUAUGCAAGAAGAAGGUGUGGCUUUGACUGUAGCUAGAUACAUUGAUGAAGAAGAACAUUUAGUCCCUCCACCUAGCAUUCGUUUGAUUGUUAGUGCAAUUCUAGAUGAAGAAGAAAUAUCUUCUGUAGUUUCUCUUUUGGAAAAAAACAGUGACACUUUACUGUGAUGUUGCUACAAGUUUUCUUGGAGUAAAAAAACAAAUUUGAGUUGGUACAUUUAGGAAAGGUUUGUUUCCUAUAUUGUUCCUCUUCAUCGACAGUCUUAAUUAACAUGUACAUAUUGAACUUAAGGAAAGUAUCAGCUUUUUUGUGAAUUUUUUUUUUUAAUAUAAUCUUGUAUACUGAAGCAUUUUCAAUGUUAACACUAUUCUGAUGAGUGUUUGAUAUCCAGAGUAUAAAAAGAGUUUGCCAAAAACAGUAAAAAAUCAUUAAGCUUGUACUUUUUUAGUUUCACUAGCAGUGUUAAAUGUAUGUUUCAUAUCAAACCAGUGUGUUACACUUGUAGAUGAACAUAACACUAGUAGCACAAUUAUGAUAACAUUCAACUUAGUAAAAUCUUUGCACCAUUACAAUACCUAGUCAGUUUCCAAAAGUUUGAAGAGGUGGUUUUGAACAUAAACUGCAUGUAUAAAACAUUUGUAACCUAGAACAUGGUUAGUUUUAUAUUUAAAAAAUAAUAAUAAUUUAACAAGGCACAAUUUGUAGAAAAUGCUUCUUAAUAUUUAACAGAAAAACUAUUCAGAUUGAAGAACUUAGGUUUCAUAAAUAUUAUGGUGAAAACAGUAGAUGUUUGUUUACUUAAUAGUGUGCCCCAGUAUGCUGUUUCAGUUUCCUGUAAAAACAGAGUGAAGGAAAAGAUUAAACAAAAAAUAUAUUUACGAAUUUGUUUAAUAUUAUCUUAAAAUUUUUGUCACUACAUGUUUAUUCCUAAAGCAGUUUUAAAGGAACAUAAAAAAGUAACUAGUAUUAGAUCAGAUGGACUUACAAACAAAAAUAAAGCUUGUUUGUUUUAACUAACGAGAGUUCUACAUACAAAUAAUAAAUUUGUCAUAAUUUUACUUUGACUAAAAAUAAUCUCUCUUGAUAGUAUUAACUCAGAAACAAUAUUUUAGUAAACUAAAGUAAGACAAACAUAAGUGUAUACAAAUGUCCUUGAAUAUUUAUCAAGGAAGACUUUCUUUCCAAAAUAACUGAUGAAUCAUGUAUUACCUAACCAAUACAGAAAAAUGUAUGUGAUAUGUGUAUAGAGUUUUUCUCACUUCAUAUAAUGACAUAUCAUUUGCA